Molecule: messenger RNA, 318 nt
Organism: Populus nigra (black poplar)
Lineage: Eukaryota; Viridiplantae; Streptophyta; Magnoliopsida; Malpighiales; Salicaceae
Exons: 2
Coding region: 1-318 (105 amino acids)
Source: RefSeq, a predicted model, not a curated record
AUGAGUGAAAUCUCAGGAGGAAGCAGAUCCGUACUUCUAUUAUUCUUCCUUUCACUUUCUCUUCUUUUCAUUUCAGGUAUCUCAGAUGACUCAUCCGGUGCAAAAAAUGGGACGAAGGCUGAUCCGCAUGCUGCUUCCAAAAACAAUGAUGGGCCCGAGAUUGCCAUUGUGUUUGUUUUCGUUGUGGCAAUAGGGUUCUUUGCACUUUUCCUUUUCAAGUUUUGGCAAAAGAAGAAAAGGGAAGAGCAGUAUGCCCGUCUUUUGAAGUUGUUCGAAGAGGAUGAUGAGCUUGAAGUUGAACUUGGCCUUCGAGAUUGA